Molecule: messenger RNA, 1373 nt
Organism: Antrostomus carolinensis (chuck-will's-widow)
Lineage: Eukaryota; Metazoa; Chordata; Aves; Caprimulgiformes; Caprimulgidae
Product: E3 ubiquitin-protein ligase LNX-like
Exons: 5
Coding region: 1-807 (268 amino acids)
Biological process (GO): ubiquitin-dependent protein catabolic process
Cellular component (GO): cytoplasm
Molecular function (GO): protein binding; ubiquitin-protein transferase activity
Source: RefSeq, a predicted model, not a curated record
AUGGAUCAGGAGAUCAGUACAGCUGGAGGACACAAUGAGCUUCAGGCACUGUGGGCUUUUGGUCUGAUACAAUCAUUACUGGAGUGUUAUUUGCCCUUUUAUAGGAGCACCCUUCACGCCGUCACCUGUCAUGAGAAGGUGGUGGCUGUCCGGAAAGAUCACACAGAAUCGCUGGGAAUGACUGUAGCAGGCGGGGCAUCUAACUGGGAAUGGGAUUUGCCUAUCUAUGUGAUAAGUGUCGAACCUGGAGGAGUUAUCAGCAGAGACAGCAGGAUAAAAACAGGUGACAUCCUCUUGAAUGUGAACGGGAUUGACCUGACGGGGGUCAGCCGGAGUGAGGCCGUCGCCCUGCUGAAAAACACCAGCUCGUCGGUGGUGCUCAAAGCCCUGGAGAUGAGAACGUGUGAAGCUCAGGAGGAGCGAGGCCGCCUGCCACCCCCCGAGACUACGCAGGUGACCUCCGAGAGCAGUGAGUGGUCACCUUCCUGGGUGAUGUGGCUGGGGCUGCCGCGGUAUUUGUACAGCUGCAAAGAAAUCGUAUUAAGAAGAAAUACAUCUGGAAGUCUUGGCUUCAGCAUCGUAGGAGGUUAUGAGGAACAUACUGGAAACAAACCAUUCUUUAUCAAAUCUAUUGUUGGGGGAACACCAGCAUAUAAUGAUGGCAGAAUAAGAUGCGGUGACAUCCUCCUUGCUGUCAAUGGCAGGAACACAUCAGGAAUGAUGCAUGCCUGCUUGGCAAGGAUGCUCAAAGAACUGAAAGGAAAAAUUACUCUCACAAUUGUGUCCUGGCCUGGUACUUUUUUAUAAAACAAGUCUUCAUGGAGAGUAUGACAAGUAAUUUAAAACAGGAAAAAAAAGGAACAUCAUCUUAGCUUUUUUGGGGGGGUCAAGCAUGUGUUUAUAAAGAAAAGGUUUGUGAAAUUUCAACCUGCACGUGAAGAAAAGUCAAGUUUAGGCAAAGCAGGGACACUUGUCAGAAAAUCACUUUAGAGUGAUGCAAGCUACAGACUUAAGUCUUUCCUUCCCCGUGUUCUUAAGGUUUUUUUUGUUUGUUUGUUUUUUGGUUUUUUUACAUAUAUAUAUUUAAUAGAUUCUUAUUAUAAUGAAAUUUGAGGAGCAGCAGCUCCUGCUCACCCACUUUAUUUUGAUUUACAAAAAGAAAUCCUUGAAUAACUUACAGAAUUUUCUUUUUUUGCAAUUUUUCUAGUUGCAAAAAUCAGGUAAAGGUUUUUAUCCAACACAUUAAUAGCACUUUGAUUAUGUGUACCUUUUCAUGGUCAGCAUGAAGCUGGUAUUUUUAAGACUUUCAAGUACUGAUAGUCUGUAAAACUGUGAAUUACAUUUCUAAAGUAAUUAAAAAUAACUGUAACUGU